AUGGCUCAAAGAGUUCAACAAAUUGUGAGUCACUUUUCAAGUCACCAUAACCCCGCUGUUGCUAGGGUUGGUCAUAAAAGCCCUGAAGAUGUUGUUAUAGUUGUUGCAGUUCGUACUCCCAUGACAAAAUCAAAAAAAGGUGGCUUCAAGGAUACCCUUCCUGAAGAACUCUUAGCUGCAGUUUUUAAGGCUGUUCUCGACAAAACAAGAAUUGACCCAAAACUUAUUCAAGAUAUUUCUGUUGGUAAUGUACUUCCUCCUGGUGGAGGUGCAACAGUUGCUCGCGCUGCCGCCUUGUACGCUGGUAUUCCCGAUACUGCUGCUUUGAAUACUGUUAAUAGACAAUGUUCUUCCGGUUUGCAAGCAGUUACACAAAUUGCUCAUGAAAUUGCUUUAGAUCAAAUUGAAAUUGGAAUUGGUGCCGGUGUUGAAAGUAUGACCUUUGGAUUUGGUGCUGGUGCAAUGCCUAGUGAAACAUCUGAAAAGGUCUUUUCAAACCAACAAUCAGCCGAUUGUCUAUUACCUAUGGGAAUUACCUCUGAGAAUGUUGCAAAGGAUUUUGGCGUUACUCGUGCCAUGCAGGAUGCAUUUGCAGUUCAAUCUCAUCAAAAAGCUGCUGCAGCCCAAGCUGCAGGACUUUUCAAUGAAGAAAUCAUUCCAGUGGAGGCUAAAUGGAUUGAUCCUAAAACUCAAGAAGAAAAAACUAUCGUUGUUUCUGCAGAUGAUGGUAUUCGUAAAGAAACUACACUUGAAGGUUUGGCUAAAUUAAAGCCCGCUUUUGCAAAGGAUGGUGUGACGACUGCUGGCACAUCGUCACAAGUUUCAGAUGGUGCAGCAGCAGUUUUACUUAUGAAACGAAAGACAGCCGAAAAACUUGGUUUACCAAUUCUUGGUAAAUUUAUUCGUUCCGCGGUUGUUGGUGUUCCACCUCGUAUCAUGGGUAUUGGUCCGGCCUAUGCCAUUCCUGAGGUACUUAAACGAACUGGAUUAGGAAUCAAUGAUAUCGAUAUUUACGAAAUUAAUGAAGCAUUCGCUUCUCAAGCUAUUUAUUGUAUUGAAAAAUUGGGUAUUGACAAGAGAAAGGUUAAUCCAAAAGGGGGUGCCAUUGCUAUUGGACAUCCCCUUGGGUGUACAGGUGCUCGUCAAGUUUCUACACUUUUAUACGAAUUAAGAAGAACAAAAAAGAAGCUUGGUGUAAUUUCCAUGUGUGUUGGUUCUGGUAUGGGUAUGGCAGCAGUAUUUGAAGCAGAGUGGUAA
Scutellospora calospora is the source of this 1257-nucleotide messenger RNA. The record is from the annotation of a GenBank genome assembly. Lineage: Eukaryota; Fungi; Glomeromycota; Glomeromycetes; Diversisporales; Gigasporaceae.